GGCGUGCCGGUGACGUCAGAAGCUCGGCCCAACGCCGAAGUGUUUGGCUUUUUUCACGCACACUUGCUCAGUUCGCCGAACCGCGGGUAGCCAGCUGAGCUCGUUGAGGUGGAAGAGCGCGAGAGGGCCCUUGCAAAGGAACUCCGAGUGUUGCCCAAGAGGAUGUUUCUGUGUUAAGCAUAGCGAGCACCUCAGCCAUGAUGAAGGUGCGCAACUGUGAAGCUUUCUUGGGCUUGUUGAUAAAUAAAUUCAUUCGCAUCAGUGGCACAGCGUGCAUUGCAUGAAACACUUUCCAGGGCGCUUGCCAUCCGCCCUGCCAGAUCUUUGGGCCCAGCAAGGCAGACGCAUGAGGCAGGAGUCCGUCCAGCGCAUUGCUGAAUGAAGCAUUUGUGAGGAUGCCCAGCAGACGCAUGUUGGGCUGCUGUCUCACAUUGCUUGGGCCCCAGACCCAACUUCCACCAACCGACCUCAAGCAGCAGAAUAAUGCUGAUGCAGAUGUAAGUUACACAACACAAGUAAUGCAAGGACUGCUUCCUUACAGCGGCCGUUGCCAGUCGAAUGAUUCGCACGCCAUCUGAGCUUUGGCUUCACUAUGCGUGCAGAGGCUAAGGAGCAAAGUGUUGCCCUCGACAUGCUGGCUUGCACACCCAAGCGCGCUAUGUCAGUUGUCGAGACACAUGACCAUUCCACCGACUCUGCCUUGUUGGCUGCCUUGUUAGCUCGCAGUGCCUGCGCAAUGUUGCAUAUAGGUACUUUAGGACCUUGUGGUAAAUUUGAAAGGUUCCCUUUAGGUCAUAGUGCAAGCGCUCGUUUUCACUGCGCACCGAGCAAAAGUACACCGCGGGCAGCAGCUGCCCGAAGCCAACAUCCCCACGCGCCUCCUGCGUGGGAGCGAAGUGUGAGCAAACCAAGGUGAACGUGGCUGCGCUUACUGACGGCGGCCACAAGAGCGCCCAGCCAGCACGUGUACUGCGCAACAGGCAUCCAACUUUGCACCGCAGGAAAUCUACGAGCACUGCGCUAGAGGCAGGUGUCAUCGACGUUGCAAGCAGAUGCGAACACACUAUUACGUCGUUAGAAACGCAAGUCUCUCUUCAAAGCGCGGGUCGCGUUGAUGUCGCAGAAGUUUGGGAAGCAGCGCGUGUUGAAUUGACUUGUUCGUGGCCUUUUUUUUGGGCUCGCCAUUGUCUUGUUUCACGUUUGGCGCAUUGCUGUUUUUCGCAGGACACGUAGGGAGCAUAGGGCCCUGAGCAAAUUGAUGCAAGCGCGCUUAAGUUCAGGGGCCAAAGAGAAGCCGCAAGUACAACAACGACGCAUCAGUCAGCAAGCGCCAAUGCCCGGCUCGCGGCUGGCGCAUGGCGUGCCCCCUUUGACUUUGAUUCGCUGGCAUCCCCGCCGCCCAGGGUCAUGGGGUGCUUUGCCGCAUUUCCCAAAGGGACACCCCACAGCAGUUGGGGUGUCAGGGCACACCCCUAUUAAACCCUGGUUGACGUGGGGAUUUCCCAACAACCAGGUUUUCGGGGAGUCAGCCGGAGUCAGCUUUGCUGGGCUUGGCUUGCGCCGGCGAGCGACUACAUUCCGGCUGCAAGCGAUCCACGUCCUGUCCGGGUAAAAGUAGCAUUACCCGGGCGCGUGCUUGCCGUCGUCUGUUUGCCGUUUGUUUAGACUUGCCAUUUCGACGUUCCUGGCAAGUCUGGGCUGGACUGGUUUCCCACCUGCUGCCGUGCCGCUACAGCUUGCCCGGACGCAUGUUUGUCCGUCUGCUUAAAUUUGCAACAACUGUGGGGUGGGGGAACGGAGCGACACCGCAGAGAACUUGUCCAAAGCAAUAUGUUUUGCAUGGGGAUGCACAGAGUCGCCGGAAUGCGGUUCCUGGCAGCUUGAUGCUUUCAAUCGCUUCUCCAACGCCAAUCAGCUGUCGCAGGUUGAGAACACCAUGCCGGACUUGCGUGAUGCAGCAAGCUGCCUUUGCCCCAUGGCAUCGGAGGAAGUGCUCGCAGGCCCACAGUGCCCUGUGGGCUUCUAGUCCAAGACCUCGAGCUGCAAUCCCACAGGCGCCUGGAGAAAUUUCUUUGGCGUGGAAUGCCAUGGUUGCGAGAAGGGUUUCCAAAUGUUUCCAGCAAAAGGAGGCUAGGUAGCCCAGCUGCGUGCCAUGGGAAGACCACUAUGAUAUCGGGGGCCUCUCGUAUCGUGCGUUGUUCACAGACCCUGUUGAGAAGAUGGUAUUUGCACGAGUCCUUGCAAAGUUUGCCCAACUUCGGAGAGUUGCCGCAGUUCUUCCAUGGAAGAUUUGCAGCCCAUCGUGGCAGCUUUGACCAUUCCAGCGCCAGAUAUGUGUGGAUCGGGCCAGAAGCGAAGACCUCACACCCAUCCAUCGAAGCAGCGCUUUUCGAGCCGACGUGCUCAGGACUUGCUUGUGGCUGGCCACGCAUGAAGCCAUUUCGGUAUGUCUCAACAUGAGGGGCCCCAACAUGUUUGGUUUCCGUACAGUUUGCUCUUCGCAACCACCGAAGAGGGGCCAACUCUGAGAAAGACAUCGGCGAACCCUGCAGUGCCAGCUGUGCGCUGCGUUGGUUUUGCGGAAAACAGGACACGGGACUUGGGCCAGCCUCAUGGCUGGUGGGACAUGCUACCAUUCCUGCUUCUAUAUUUCGAUGAGCGUCCUGUCGAGAGAGCAAAAAGUCAGAGCUGCAACACAUUUGCUGACAGAACGCGUGUCUUCCGAAACAGGUCGGUUCGCGGGUUUGUUGAAACGCGCCGCAAAGUUUUAGUGUCUGAUGUGUUUUUUGGGUACCUUGGCAGGGCCGAUCGCCGCGUGCCAAGGCAGGAUUUCGGGAAUUCGCUUUGACAAUUUGUUCGUGCCGAAAACCGCCCGAGUGCAGAGACGUUUGGAAGGUGUGGGACAACUAUACUUCUUGCUUUUUUGUUGGGGAGGUCAUGUUGUCCGCUUUUCAUGAUUGGUCACUCUGGUUUUUGAGGGGGUCAUUUUUGUCCACUUCCAUUGGACAGGGUACACCAGGGUUUACCGAGCCUUCGAAACCUGGGAGGUUCCAACAUUGUCACCCGCGCCAAGAGCAUAGACUGAGUCAAGUGCAGGCCAACAAGUAGUGGACCCCUGUUGAGUCGGCGGCCCUUCGCUGGUUUGCAUUGGCGGCUGCUAUCAUCACCUUUGCGCCUUUGCACCUUGCUGGUCGGUUUUUUGCAGUAUUCUACCCAGGACGUGCAGCAGGAAUCUGCUGAGCACACCAUAUCUAUCCCAAGACAAGAAGAUGCCGCUACAUCCUGAACUGCCCAGACUUGCUGGUGCUCAGCAGAACAUGAGGGAAUGAACCUGCUACACCAUCCCUUGUGUUUUCCUUUCAGGAUGACCUAGGAUGUUCAAGGAAAAGCAUUGAACAUGCCAUGCUCGCUGCCGUUGUCUUGGAGGCAAUAGCGGACGUCGUUUUGGUUUGCAGCGUAGAUAUAGUGCGUGCUGACAUGGCCAUUCAAACGCCCAUGUCACGGGUUAGCGGUCAGGCUUCCCGCACCCAUGCGUUGUUGGACUCAAACGCAACAGUGUGGUCGUGACCGCUGGCAUUGUCGCCGCAAAGCUGGCUUGUUAAAAUGCCAACAGUCUGACAAGGGAUUGAAGGAGGACCCGCUGGCCACCGAGGCUACUGAGGGCCUUGUGUGAGUUGCCCCUCCCAGCAGCAUCCGGGUUGGGGGGAGAUGAGGCCCCAGCUGGGGACUCCGUUUGGGUGCAGCCCGCUUUGUGUUGGCGACUGGAGAGAUUCACCGACAAGAAGGGGCUCGAAGAAUGCGGCUGACAACAGAUCCUUGACCAUGCAUCGUGAUAUUCAGCGAACAACAAAUCAGCAGCUCGGAUCAUGAAAGCGCGUGACACAUCGCCUUCUAGCAGCCUGCUUUCUGUGCAAACUUUCGGGAGCCGGCAAAUUCCAACGGAAAGCCUGUUGGAAGCUAGAGGCAGCCAAAGAAGCUGAUGUGGGUAAACGGCCCAAAUUUCCAUAGCUGCAGCACAACUCCAAGCAAAACAAGGAAUGGAACAGGACAGCUCACUUUAGCUCCUUUCACCUUUGUUCCAAUGGCAAGGCCUGCCCGGCGCUGAAAAGCGGAGUGAUAUGGAAGGCAAUACGCAAUACUGAAGCAAAUCUUGUAAGCUCAAGCAACAAAGACAUGUGCCGCGGAAGUCUGCGGAAGGGAUUGGCGCACAACAAGGAUGCAGAAGGGUGUGCGGAAGUCUCAGCGGGCUGCGGCUUUCUGUGCAAGAGCCAACUUUCAAUUCCAACGGAAAACCUGUUGGAAGCUAGAGGCAGCCACACCAAAGAAGCUGAUGUAGGUAAACAACGCACAUUUCCAUAGCUGCAGCACAACUCCAAGCAAAACAAGGAAUGGAACAGGACAGCUCACUCCUUUCACCUCUGUUCCAUUGGCAAGGCCUGCUCUGCGCCGGGGUGAUACGGUCAUCAUGUGUGUGGGGCAGGUUUCUGAACAGGCGUGCCGGUGACGUCAGAAGCUCGGCCCAACGCCGAAGUGUUUGGCUUUUUUCACGCACACUUGCUCAGUUCGCCGAACCGCGGGUAAUUAGCCAGCUGAGCUCGUUGAGGUGGAAGAGCGCGCGAGAGGGCCCUUGCAAAGGAACUCCGAGUGUUGCCCAAGAGGAUGUUUCUGUGUUAAGCAUAGCAAGCACCUCAGCCAUGAUGAAGGUGCGCAACUGUGGAGCUUUCUUGGGCUUGUUGAUAAUGACAAGUGAAUAAAUUCAUACGCAUCAGUGGCACAGCGUGCAUCGUAUGAAACACUUUCCAGGGCGCUUGCCAUCCGCCCUGCCAGAUCUUUGGGCCCAGCAAGGCAGACGCAUGAGGCAGGAGUCCGUCCAGCGCAUUGCUGAAUGAAGCAUUUGUAGGGAUGCCCGGCAGACGCAUGUUGGGCUGCUGUCUCACAGUGCUUGGGCCCCAGACCCAACUUCCACCAACCGACCUCAAGCAGCAGAACAAUGCUGAUGCAGAUGCAAGUUACACAACACAAGAACUGCAAGGACUGCUUCCUUACAGCGGCCGUUGCCAGUCGAAUGUUUCGCACGCCAUUUGAGCUUUGGCUUCACUAUGCUUGCAGAGGCUAAGGAGCAAAGUUUUGCCCUUGACAUGCUGGCUUGCGCAGCCAAGCGCGCUAUGUCAGUUGUUGAGACACAUGACCAUUCCACCGACUCUGCCUUGUUGGCUGCCUGGUUAGCUCGCAGUGCCUUCGCAAUGUUGCAUAUAGGUACUUUAGGACCUCCUGGUAAAUUGGCGAGGUCCUCUUUAGGUCAUAGUGCAAGCGCUCGUUUUCACUGCGCACCGAGCAAAAGUACAGCGCGGGCAGCUGCUCCGAAGCCAACAUCCCCACGCGCCAAGGUGAACGUGGCUGUGCUUCCAACAGCAAAUCUAUUUGCGCUUACGACCCGUCGAGCACGGCGCGAGGGGCAGGUGUCAUCGACGCAAGCAGAUGCGAACACACUAUUACGUCAUUAGAAGCGCAAGUCUCUCUUCAAGGCGCGGGCCGCAUUGCUAUCGCAGAAGUUUGGGAAGCAGCGUGUUGAAUUGACUUGUUCGUUUCCUUUUUUUGGGCUCGCCAUUGUCUUGUUUCACGUUUGGCGCAUUGCUGUUUUUCGCAGGACACGUAGGGAGCAUAGGGCUCUGAGCAAAUUGAUGCCAGCGCGCUUAAGUUCAGGGGCCAAAGAGAAGCCGCAAGUACAACAAAGACGCAUCAGUGCAAGCGCCAAGGCCCGGCUCGAGGCUGGCGCAUGGCGCGCCCCCUUUCACCUUGACUCGCUGGCAUCCCAGCCGCCCAGGGAGUGAGCUUAGCUUUGCUGGGAACCACGGGUAAAAGUAGCAUUACCCGGGCGCGUGUUUGCCGUCUGUUUAGACUUGCCAUUUCGACGUUCCUGGCAAGUCUUGGUCUGCUUAGAUUUGCGACAAGUGUGGGGUGGGGGAACGGAGCGACACCGCAGGGAACUUGUCCAAAGCAAUAUGUUUUGCAUGGGGAUGCACAGAGUCGCCGGAAUGCCGUGCCUGGCAGCUUGACGCUUUCAAUCGCUUCUCCAACGCCAAUCAGCUGUCGCAGGUUGAGAACACCAUGCCGGACUUGCGUGAUGCAGCAAGCUGCCUUUGCCCCAUGGCAUCGGAGGAAGUGCUCGCAGGCCGACAGUGCCUGUGGGCUUCUAGUCCAAGACCUCGAGCUGCAAUCCCACAGGCGCCUGGAGAAGUUUCUUUGGCGUGGAAUGCCAUGGUUGCGAGAAGGGUUUCCAAAUGUUUCCAGCAGAAGGAGGCUAGGUAGCCCAGCCGCGUGCCAUGGGAAGACCACUAUGAUAUCGGGGGCCUCUCGUAUCGUGCGUUGUUCACAGACCCUCUUGAGAAGAUGGUAUUUGCACGAGUCCCUGCAAAGUUUGCCCAACUUCGGAGAGUUGCCGCAGUUCUUCCAUGGAAGAUUUGAAGCCCAUCGUGGCAGCUUUGACCAUUCCAGCGCCAGAUAUGUGUGGAUCGGGCCAGAAGCGAAGACCUCACACCCAUCCAUCGAAGCAGCGCUUUUCGAGCCGACGUGCUCAGGACUUGCUUGUGGCUGGCCACGCAUGAAGCCAUUUCGGUAUGUCUCAACAUGAGGGGCCCCAACAUGUUUGGUUUCCGUACAGUUUGCUCUUCGCAACCACCGAAGAGGGGCCAACUCUGAGAAAGACAUCGACUAACCCUGCAGUGCCAGCUGUGCGCUGCGCUGGGUUUGCGGAAAACAGGACACGGGACUUGGGGCAGCCUUAUGGCUGGUGGGACAUCCUCGAAGAGCGUCGUGUCGAGAGAGCAAAAAGUCAGAGCUGCAAGACAUUUGCUGACAGAACGCGUGUCUUCCGAAACAGGUCGGUUCGCGGGUUUGUUCAAACGCGC
Effrenium voratum is the source of this 6908-nucleotide messenger RNA. NCBI's taxonomy places the organism in Eukaryota, Dinophyceae, Suessiales, Symbiodiniaceae. The record is from the annotation of a GenBank genome assembly.